AUGGCCAAGAUAAAGUCUCGGGACCUGUGCCGCAAGGAGGAGCUGUUGAAACACCUGGAGGAUCUGAAGGUGGAACUGUCCCAGCUUCGCAUCACCAAAGUGACAGGCGACACUGUGUCCAAGCUCUCCAAGAUACUUGUUAUACCCAAAUCUAUUGCCCGUGUCCUCACUGUCAUUAACCAGACUCAAAAAGAAAGCCUUAGGAAAUUGUACAAGGGCAAGAAGUACAAGCCUCUGGAUCUGCGAUCCAAGAAGACUAGAGCCAUGCCCCGCCUGCGCACCAAGCCGGAAAAGACGCUGAAGACCAAGAAGCAGCAUCGGAAGGAGCGGCUGUACCCACUGUGCAAGUAUGCAGUCAAGGCCUGAGACAACAAUGACA
Molecule: messenger RNA, 379 nt
Organism: Arvicanthis niloticus (Nile rat)
Lineage: Eukaryota; Metazoa; Chordata; Mammalia; Rodentia; Muridae
Source: RefSeq, a predicted model, not a curated record